This is a messenger RNA of Ceratina calcarata, 1455 nucleotides long. RefSeq lists its product as uncharacterized. Bases 273 to 1430 code for a protein of 385 amino acids. The transcript is spliced from 2 exons. NCBI's taxonomy places the organism in Eukaryota, Metazoa, Arthropoda, Insecta, Hymenoptera, Apidae. The record is from RefSeq and is a predicted model, not a curated record.
GAUUUCCACCGAAUCGAGGGCGAUGAAAAACAGUUUCGCUGUUAUUAUUGUUUCUUUAUUUUUAAAAGCAUUUUCGUAUCACUCCUGUAUCUGCUUCCGUCGAUUUCCGCCACGAACCGAUGUUAAAAAACAAAAAUCGGGUCGAGGUCGGAGACUCGGCGUCAGAUCGUUUUCUGAUCGAAUUCAUGAUGCAACGACGGGACACGAGCGUCCUUGUACGGUAGCUCAUAAAACGUUCGCGGACGGUCCCGACGGUUUGAUAAGCGUGUAGCAUGUCUAAGGGAAGCUUCGCAGUUUUUUUCCUCUGCCUCGUGAACGCGAUCGCUGGAUCGUCACGAUUUCAGGAUUGGGACUAUUUCGGAAGACAGCUGAGGCAUGCUUCCUGUCCCUCGUGCCGCAGAGAACGGCCCGACGCCUUGGUGUCCUGGGAUUCGCAGCCCAGGAGAGAGUACGAGUUCGAGGCAGAGCCCAGUCCCUGGCAAGGCAGCCACCAAUCCUACAGAUCGGGACCGUACGGUAAUCCGUACAGCAGCCAGUACAAUGCAUACGACAGAGCCAUUAGAAGCAGAGGAGCCUUUGGCGUCGGCAGAGGAGCCGGAGGUGCCGGCAGACGCGAGAAUCCCUUCACAAUUGGGAGAGACCUCGAUUUUGACGUGGCUCCUGCACAGACCUCCGUUGUUCGCGGCCUAGUCGCUCCUCCAGCGUCUCCUUAUCAACCUAAUUUCCCGUACUCGAGAAUCUCGAGGAGGACUCAAUACAGGAAACCUAGUUUCUAUGACGACCAAACGACCAAGCCCCUAAUGCCUGCUAAUAGGUUCGCCGAUUUCGGGCUGAUCGAUAACGAGCCCGGCUUCGUAGACGUUAGGAGGUCUCGUGGAUCGUAUGGAAACCCCAGAGCGGUCUUCGGAACGGACAAGUACUUGGCCGACUCGUUUGAAGAGGGGAACCCUAUGAUGGAGCCCGAACAGAAUCUCAGGCAAGCUUUUCCCUAUGGAACCGGUGCAACAGGUGCAAGAAUGCAGGAAGCGGGACAGUUCCCGCAGCGCAGGGAUCAACCGGGGGAGCCCAGAGUGAUUUACAGGCCGGAAGUCAAACGUAAGACCUACAACCGGUCUCCGGAUUUAAACCCGUUCAAAGUGACGCAGUACGUGGCUAGGCAGGCGCCGGAGAUCGUUAACGAUAACAGGUGGCAGAGUCAAUUGGAAGACAGGAAAAAGGAACCUGAAAUCGUCUUGAAGAACGAAGAGAACCAGGAGACUGAAGUGGCAGAGGAAAUAAAUGUCAGCGAAUCGGACGACGGAGAACGAGUCGAAGAAGUGAAAGAGAAGAGGCACGUGAGGGAUGAGGACGAUAGAUCCGGUGUGACAUUAAAACCAACCACUGAACGGUCACCUGUGAUCAUGACUAUUCCGCCUUUAGUCAUGCCAUGAAUUUAGAGAAUUGUUAUUAUUAAUU